UAUAGUCUAUAUCUAUUUUGGACAUUGUCUAUGGCCAUUGAGUAGCGAAUGUGUGCGCUGCCAUUUUCUAUUGAAUUGAAUUAUUGAGGAAAAGCUAUUUUGAAAAAAGCAUCAUGCCUGAGAUGAUCAAAUCGCCCGCCGACAUCAAAACUGCACCUUUCGACCCGCGGUUCCCUAACCAGAACCAGACAAGGUACUGCUACUCCAGCUACCUGGACUUCCACCGUUGCCAGAAGGUACGUGGGGAGAAGUACGAGCCAUGCUACUACUUCCAGCGGUGCUUCAAAUCUCUGUGCCCCAAUGAAUGGGUUGAGAAGUGGGACUCCCAACGCGCUGAGGGCACUUUCGCUGGAAGGAUUUAAAGUAUUCCACUGGUCGCCGCAGACUUGUUAAUUUAUGCGAGUUUUAUUUUUACUUAGGCCCAAUUAUGUGAUUUAGGGAAUAUAUGUGUUGAUUCCAUUUUUGUAUUAUAAUUUACCAAAUAACCCAACAGGUUCUGAAUGUUUCUUUUCAUGAAAACUACACACCGUUUAAGUACCUAUUAGAUAAUACAAUCACAUGUAGCAAAAUACUUUGCGCAUUGCGAACUUGUUCUCACUGGGAUUAAAGGGAGCCAUGUA
Spodoptera litura is the source of this 620-nucleotide messenger RNA. Its product is annotated as Cytochrome c oxidase subunit 6B. The record is from RefSeq and is a predicted model, not a curated record. Gene Ontology annotation, cellular component: mitochondrion; respiratory chain complex IV. Lineage: Eukaryota; Metazoa; Arthropoda; Insecta; Lepidoptera; Noctuidae.